AUGGACUGGCAGCGUUCUUUAGCAGGCGUUGAGCUAUGGCUGCUGCUGCUAUGUUUGCCAAUGCCAUUUACACUGACCCAAGCCUGGAGCCUGCCUGCCCGCCCAGUAUCACCUCCAGCUCCAGCUCCCAUCCCAGUUGUCCGGGCAGUGACAACGACACCUGCGGCUCGCCAACUAAAUGCCAUCACACCUUAUUUGGACCUAGCUCUAUGCCCGAUCCGAGCUGAGCCCUGGUCUUGCGCUCGUGAACGAUCGGCUAGAAUCUUGGAUGCUUGGGAUGAUGAAUUGCACUUGCAGUGGCAAAAACUGAAAGUUGAAGCGGAUCGGCAGUUGAAUGCGACCAUAGAGAGACGUGGCUACAGCGCUUCGGAACUGCCCAUUAAAGAGAAGCCAUCGACAUUGUUAAAGAAAAUCGAAAUCGGCACCAAAUACAUGAAGGAAUAUCUAGCGGAGACGAUGGACGGUUUCCUUGGCCGUGAAUACGAGUAUUUGCAAGCGCCAAAAUCAAAAGCGGAUGACAGUGAAAACGUGGAAGAUGACGACGACGACGAAGAUGAAGCGGAAACGGAGGGAGAGACUGAGGCUGAGGCUGAUGCUGAUGCUGAAGCUGAUGAUGAAGGUGAGGAGGAAUCGGCUGUCGAAAAUAGCGCAGAGGAUGAGACAGAUGCAGCCUCUAAUAGCGGCGACCAUGAGGAGGAAGAGGAAGAGGAUGAGGAGGAAGACGAAGCAGAUGAAGAACCUGAAACGGAAAAUGAAAGUGCACAAAUUGUGGCAAAGCCGGCGAGCGAUGUGAAGAACUCAGUGUUUAGCGAUGGUGGUGCAUCGGGCGGUGUGGAGUUCAUAGAGCUCGAAGAUGGUGCAGACAAUUUGGCGGGCACUGUGAAAAAGCCCGGCAAAGGCGGCAACAAACGCAAGAAGAACAAGACCAAGCGCAAGAAGAAGAAGAAGGGCCAACAAGAACACCAACCAGCUACAUUGGUGGUGGUGCAGGCAGCGCCUGAUCAUCACGAAAUUGAUACCGGUCACGAGAGCGCGCCAGCAGUUGCCAGCCAUGGAGGCGGUCAUGGAGGUGGCCAUGGAGGAGGCGGUGGCCGACCUUUCAAGCGCAAGACAAAGCGUGGCAAGCGCAAGCGUAAAGGUCAACAAUCGACGGCAGUAGUAGAGCACGAAUCCAGUGAUACAUUGGGAGUGGAACUGUUGGAUGACCUGCUCGAUGUGGACACCGACGCCUUGCUAGCUGGAGGAAAGCGCAAGCAUAAGAACCCGUUUAAUUAUGGUAGAAGUAACGGAGUUACGCGCGGCAAGAAGAAGAAGAAGAAGAAGGCAGCCGCUAAAAUUCUACUAGUUGGUAGCGUGCUGAAGGCCAAAAUCGAAUUGCUGCUCAAAAUCUUGGGCGCCCAUUUGCAGAUCAAGUUCUUUGCCAUAGCCCUGAUCGGAUUGCUGAUAAAUAUUGCUCGAUUCUGGAUCGAUGUCAAGCGGGGCGGUGCACCGUCCAAGGUUGUCUAUGUCGAACAUGCUCAUCAUCAGCACCAUUACGAGGACCAUGGCGAGGAUUGGGGCGAACAGGGCAGCUAUUGGAAGCGUUCGCUACAGACGGACCCAUCCAUCGAAGAUCUCGACUCGUCCACGGAUAGCUAUCAAAAUCGGCCGCUCUUGCAGCAGUACUCGCAGCCGGAGCGUCAGGAUGCGCAGCAUCUGGCCUAUCGCAACCAAUAUCAGUGGCAAUAAUAGAUAUAUACAUAUUCUUAUUUGACUUACUGAUUAUUAAAUAAUCCCUCGAGUCCUAGUUUCGAAAUUAAUUUUAGCACAAAUGCCAGUAAAACAAUUUUAGUUCUAAC
Messenger RNA from Drosophila hydei, 1838 nucleotides. RefSeq lists its product as uncharacterized. Bases 1 to 1728 code for a protein of 575 amino acids. Lineage: Eukaryota; Metazoa; Arthropoda; Insecta; Diptera; Drosophilidae. The record is from RefSeq and is a predicted model, not a curated record. The transcript has 6 exons.